AUGUCGACAUCAUCCUCACCUUUUCCUGAAAAUAGAUCAAAUGCAAGUGUGGUGUUAAGUGAAACAUCGUCCAAUAAGCAAUAUAUUGCUAAAUUGGAGUUCCAACUACAGUCAGCCCAAAUGGAAAAACGAAUUCUUCAAGAAGAAAAAGAACAAAUCAAUGAUAAUUAUACUAAAUUAAUUAAAGAAAAGAAUCUGCAAAUUGAGAAUUUAAAAUUGAAUUUUAAAUUUGUUUAUGAUGAAAAAACUGAAUUAGAAUCUAAAUUAAACAAUCAAGAACAAACUUCAUCAAGUAAAAAUUCACAAUUACAAAAAGAUUUAGAUUCUACAAAACAACGACUUUUCAAAGUACAGCAGGAUUAUAAUAGUCUAGUUAGUAAAUUUAAUAGUCAAAAAUCUGAAAAACAAAAAUUGGAAUAUGAUUUAAAAUCAAGUAGGUCAAUUAAUGAACAAUUGGAGAAACAAUUGAAAAUUAAAGAGGAACAAAAUAAAAGUUUACAAAAAGCUACAGAUGAUGCAAUGAAUGAAUUGAAUGAAUAUGCUAAACUUUUGAAAUCAGAUAAACCAGAUCAUAAUAAAAGUUUGGCCUAUCAAAAUUUGAUGACUAGAAAUACUAAUUUACAGAAUUUGAAUUUCCAAUUACAAGGUAAAAUUGAUGCAUUGUUACAGAAUAAGACUUCUAUUGAAUUAUUGAAGCAACAAAACCAAACAUUGACAAGUAAGAUUCAAAGCUUACAAGAUACAGAAUCUAAAUACUUACAAUUAGAAAUUGAAAAAUUACAAGCAGAAAGAAAAUACAAUGAUUUGUUUAAAUCCUUAGAUGAAGCUAUUGCAACAACAACAACAACAACUGAUGAGAACAUGAAUAAAGAUGAUAUUACAAAUACCAUCAAAAUUAAAAAGUUUGUUGAAUAUUGUGAUCAAUUGCAGGCUAAGAACUUGACAUUACAAGAGAAAUACGAUUCAAAAGUUUUACAAGUUAAAGAGUUGACAAAAGAGUUGGAAGAUUCUGCAAGAGAAAUUGAAAAUGAAUACCUUCCAACCAUCACCGAUUUACAAUCUAAAUUGAAAGCAAAUUCUAGUGAAAUAGUUAAAUUGGAAAGAACUAAAGCAUUAAGAGAAAAAGAGAUUGAAUUCUUGAGAAAUCUGUUAAAAAAUAUGGAAGAAAUCAACAAUAGGAAACAAUCAGAAGAAAAGCCACCUGGAGAAGACAAGGCUAUUUUGCAAUAUAUGACCAAUCUUGAGAAAUUGGUUGAUGAAUACAAGACCAAAAUUGAAGAUUUAGAAAAGAAAACAAAACCAUUAGUUCAUAAUGAUAAUGGCAAUAGUACACCUCGAAAACGUCAACGUACUGAAGAAUCCAAUUCAUUUAUGAAACAAGUAACUGAUUUAGAUAAAAGCAAUAUUGAACUUUCUAGUAAACUUAAGCAAGCCGAAGUGAUAAUUAAAGAAUUAAAGUCUAAGAUUUCCGAUUUGGAAAAAGUUGAAAGUAAACAAGAAGAGUAUAGAAUCUUGCAAUUGAAAAAUAAUUUGAUUCAUCAAGAUCAAUUUAUCAAGAAAUCAACAUUAGAUGCAUUACGUCAUGAAAAUGAAGAAUUAAUCAACAAAUAUGUCAAACAUUUGGAUCCAAAAGAACUCAUUCCAAGAUCAAUUUUCCAACGUCAAGAAGAUGAUAAGGAUAAAUUACAAUUACAAAUUAAUCAACUCAACAAAAGAAUGAACCGAUUACGAGAUGCAUUUACUAAAAAAAGUAAAGAUAUAAUUACUGUAAUUGCAAAAUAUUUUGGAUUUAUUAUUGAAUUCUUACCAAAUCCAAUAAAUCCAAAUGACUUGUUCUCGAGAAUUAAAUUGAGAUCAAGAUACAUUCCAACAGAAGAAGAUUGUUAUUUAAUUAUAGAUGUUGAAAAUAGAGGAUUAAAAGCACAUGGUAAUUAUCAAUUCAAAUCAUUAUGUGAAGAUUUAGCUAAAUAUUGGGUCGAUGAGAAUAAUCAAUUUCCAUGUUUACUAAGUGCUGUAAAUUUAAAACUAUACGAAAUAUAUUCUAAAUAG
This is a messenger RNA of Candida tropicalis MYA-3404, 2049 nucleotides long. Its product is annotated as coiled-coil domain-containing protein. The coding region runs from base 1 to 2049 and encodes 682 amino acids. Gene Ontology annotation, cellular component: kinetochore; nuclear envelope; mitotic spindle. Gene Ontology annotation, biological process: attachment of mitotic spindle microtubules to kinetochore; mitotic spindle assembly checkpoint signaling. The record is from RefSeq and is a predicted model, not a curated record. NCBI's taxonomy places the organism in Eukaryota, Fungi, Ascomycota, Pichiomycetes, Serinales, Debaryomycetaceae. The transcript has a single exon.